Messenger RNA from Pyrus x bretschneideri (Chinese white pear), 2029 nucleotides. RefSeq names its product E3 ubiquitin-protein ligase DA2L. Bases 403 to 1650 code for a protein of 415 amino acids. The transcript has 9 exons. Gene Ontology annotation, cellular component: cytoplasm. The record is from RefSeq and is a predicted model, not a curated record. Lineage: Eukaryota; Viridiplantae; Streptophyta; Magnoliopsida; Rosales; Rosaceae.
UCUCUCUCUCUCUCUCUCUCUCUCUCUCUCAUAUUUUUGUAUAAAACUUUCCGUCCGGAAGAAAACAACCAAUUACGCGAAAGUAACCAGUUUAAAAAUUAAUAAAAAAGCAUCGACAUUAUUAUUAUUUUUUAAAUAAAUAAAAAGAAGAAAAGUAUAAGAGGAAAUUGUGUGUCUGAGAGAAAGUUGUAGUCGUGUUUGCUGUUCCUCUUCUCGUCAACAAAUCACUCUUCCUACUUCAUCCCCUUCCUCCUCUCUCUCUAGCAUCUGGAAGUGUGCUUCUCCGCUCUCAACAAUUCCAAGAAAUUGGGAAAUUCGAGAAAUUGGUAUGUUAUUCUUGUUACUCUCGUUGAUUUGUUUUGACACAUUGAAGAAUAAGUGAGAAGAAGAGAACCAUAUUCAAUGGGUAAUAAGCUCGGAAGAAGUAGACAGGUGAUUGAUGAGAAAUACACAAGGCCUCAGGGGCUUUACCACCACAAAGAUGUGGAUCAUAAGAAACUGAAGAAGCUCAUACUUGAGUCCAAACUUGCUCCUUGCUAUCCUGGAGAUGAAGAAGGCACUUGCGAUCUUGAAGAAUGUCCAAUUUGCUUUCUGUAUUAUCCAAGUCUUAAUAGAUCAAGAUGUUGCAUGAAAGGCAUUUGUACAGAGUGUUUCCUGCAGAUGAAAGUUCCCAAUUCAACUCGUCCUACGCAGUGCCCUUUUUGUAAAACAACCAAUUAUGCUGUGGAGUUCCGUGGUGUGAAAACAAAGGAAGAGAAGGGCCUGGAGCAGAUUGAAGAACAAAGAGUCAUAGAAGCAAAAAUCAGGAUGCGACAGCAAGAACUUCAGGAUGAAGAAGAAAGAAUGCAGAAAAGACAGCCGAGCUCUCCAAGAAGAAGCAUGGCACCAAUGGGAGAUGAAUACAGCUCAGUAACUGUUCCAUCUUCCAUUUCUCCGGAAGGAGAGGAAAUAGUUUCUUCUCAAGAUUCAUGUGCUGUCUCAACGUUUAGACAGCCUCCAUCUCCAAGAGUGUACAGGGAGGAUGAAUUCGACGUGGAUCUUGAGGAUUUAAUGGUCAUGGAAGCAAUUUGGCUUUCUAUUCAGGAGAAUGGGAGACAAAAGUCUUCAUCUUAUGUUGGUGCUGCUCCACCUGAACAAUUUGUCUCAAGACAAAACGUUGUCUCACAAGCCAUGGCUUCAGUUUCCGGUUCAUCUUCACCAUCCGGGGGUCUUGCCUGUGCAAUAGCUGCCCUUGCGGAACGACAACAAACGAGUGGAGAAUCCUCUACAAAUCCUGGUGGCAACGUGUCGGGGUUUAGUAUGGUUCCUGGCACUAGCAGAUUUUACAACAGGGUGGACAGAGGACCUGAGAAUUAUCAAGUUGCAGUGACCUCUUCUGAAAUGUCAAUCAAUCACAGGAUGCCUUUGACGCAGGAUGACAGAGAAUGGGACGCUGACACAACACGGACGGGUUAUGCAAGUUCCGACACAACAGAAGAUGUCGGGAGUACAUCUGCACGACCAGCGGGGAGUGAGAUUGAGGGUGAUCUUCAAAAUGCCCCCGGCACUAUCGUUCCUGAGAGUUUUGAGGAGCAGAUGAUGCUGGCCAUGGCCGUUUCUUUGGCUGAGGCUGGAGCCGUGGCUAGUGGACCUGGAGUUUCCUGGCAGUAGUUGAAGUCAUGAUACAAGUGAUAGUUAAUCCUGAAACGGAUAUGUUGUGGCCAUUGCAGUUGCUAGCUGAGUCUCGAGCACGGAAACUGCACAAAAAUGGAAGGGAAAAAAUUCGCGUAACUAGUCGAAAGGUCAAGGCAGUGAUGAAUCUCCCUCACUUUCUCAGUCCCUCUAUGUUUCUAUAUAGAUGUGAAAGGAAAACAGAUUAUUCUAGUGAAACGAAAGGCUUCUGGUUUUGCUAUUCGUUCUGAUUUCUACCCUUACAGCUUGAUUAGCGAGUAACGAGGAUCGUUAUCAUUCUUUUUACGUGUUUAAAAUGUGCGACUCAUUGUUACCACGUUGACGGUGACAUGGAAUUCUUUCCUGGUUGCACCCCGUA